UCAAAAUCACUGAAAUCUAAUAAACUCAAAAAAUAGAGAGAGAUUGAGCACAAGAACUUGGUGAUGGCCACGCCUCAGAAAUCCAAGCCCCCACCACUAUCAGACACUAAUUUCGUUGAUAUUUUCGCUGCAAAAGGAGGAGGAGUUGGUGGCAGCGCAUGGUCACACUCUCAAUAUGACCUCUUCAUGUCUUCGCUGCCUCUUGAAGAAAUGUAAGAGAAGAUUAUAAAUUGAAAUUUUUCGAUGGCUUCUGUCCCUCUGUUUGUAUUCUUUCUUCUCUCACAACUUGUGUUGCUUCACUCGGCCGAUGGGAAGUGGAAUCACCAAAAUUGUGCAUCCUUUCAUUGUGAAAAAUUCGGCAGCAUCAGCUUCCCAUUCACCAAUAGCACAAACUCAUAUUGUGGUUUAUGCCCAGUAGAUUGUGACGAAACAACUCCAAUGAUCCAACUGGGGAGAGAUGGAAGAUCAUAUAAUGUCCUAAACAUCUCUCAGUCUAACACCAGUUAUGCCACCAUACGUGUCAAGGAUCAAGUGCUUCAAGAGCACUUAAAUCUCCGUAGAUGCAAAUUGUUAAGAACUUUAACUUUUCCCAACUCUAACUCUAUCUCUUUUGAAGUCACCAGUCCCUAUCAGACUCUGUUCAAAUGCAAACACACUCUCAAUCUUACUUGCCCUAGAAAUUUUAAAAAUACAAGCUGCAAUGACUAUAAUAUCUACUAUAGUCAUUCAAACCAUACUUCUCCAAGUUUUCCUCCUGAAUGUUCAAUUAUUCAGCUCCCAAAAAAUGGGACUUCACCUGAUGAUGCUGACCUAUAUGCACUCUUGACUGCUGAUUUCAACCUUGAAGUGCAUGUGUCUCGUGAUUGUAUCAGCUGUUAUAAUAGAGGAGGUCGAUGUGAGCAACACGAUGAGGGAAAAUUUCAUUGUCAUUUGAAAGGGAAUAACAAAAGGAAAGUACUGAUAGCAUCAGCUUUAGGUAUUGGAUGCCAAGCAAUCAUAAUUUGCUUGCUCUUUGUUAUGUGGCAUCAUUACAAGAAAAAACAUGCUUCUUCAGAAUUGCUGCGAAGGAAUACCUAUUCUGGUACAUUCUCAAAAUCAGACCUGGAAGUGGGGAGUAUCUACUUUGGAGUCCCUGUUUUCUCCUACAGUGAACUUGAAGAAGCCACCAAAAAUUUUGAUCUUGAAAAAGAACUGGGAGAUGGAGGGUUUGGGACUGUCUACCACGGCAAACUACAUGAUGGGAGGGAAGUUGCAGUCAAGCGCCUAUAUGAGCACAACUACAGACGAGUAGAACAAUUCAUGAAUGAAGUUAAGAUCCUAACACGCUUGCACCACAAAAAUCUUGUUUCCCUUUAUGGGUGUACUUCACGUCACAGCCGUGAACUUCUUCUUGUGUAUGAAUACAUUCCCAAUGGCACUGUUGCUGAUCAUAUUCAUGGCCAUCGAGCUACACCAGGUUCACUCACAUGGCCAACUCGUAUGAGCAUUGCCAUAGAAACAGCUAGUGCAUUGGCUUACCUCCAUGCUUCUGACAUCAUACAUCGUGACAUAAAGACUAACAACAUUCUCCUUGAUGACAAUUUCUGUGUCAAAGUUGCAGAUUUUGGGCUUUCUCGAUUGUUCCCCAAUGAUGUCACCCAUGUCUCAACAGCUCCUCAGGGGACUCCGGGUUACAUGGACCCAGAAUAUCACCAAUGCUAUCAGCUUACUACUAAAAGUGAUGUUUACAGCUUUGGAGUUGUCCUCAUCGAGCUCAUAUCAUCUCUGCCGGUUGUUGAUUUAGCUAGGCAUAGGCUAGAAAUUAAUUUGGCUAACUUAGCCAUUAACAAGAUUGAAAAGUGUGCAUUCCAUGAGCUGGUCGAUCCACAUCUUGGAUUUGAGUCAGAUAAUGAAGUUAAAAGGAUGACCAUUUUGAUUUCAAAGUUGGCUUUUCAAUGUAUACAACAGGACAAGGAAAUGCGACCUUCCAUGUAUGAGGUUUUUGAGGCUUUAAAGAAGAUUCAAAGUGGUGAGGAUGCACUGGAUGUUCAAGAAAAUACAUAUAUUGAUGCUGAGAUCUUAAAUGUUCAGCAGCCAACUUCACCAGAUUGUUAUGAGGUUGGAUUGUUGAAGAAUAAGCAGCUGCCACCUUCACCAUAUGCUGUGACCGAUAAUUGGACUCUUAGGUCUACUACGCCUAAUGUCAGUGGUUUAAUUUCUUCUCCAUGGUGUUAACUUUUCAAGAGAUGAUAAGAUUAUGUUGGCACUCAAAAUCACUAGAACAUUUGUGAGUUGAAAUUUCAUUUUCUUCUUAUCUACUUGUUUUGUUGUUCAUACUACGCAUAUUAAUGCCAGGCUUUGAGGUCAUGACAUAUGAAAUGGAGUUAAUGGCACU
Quercus lobata is the source of this 2374-nucleotide messenger RNA. Its product is annotated as LEAF RUST 10 DISEASE-RESISTANCE LOCUS RECEPTOR-LIKE PROTEIN KINASE-like 1.1. Gene Ontology annotation, molecular function: ATP binding; polysaccharide binding; protein kinase activity. Gene Ontology annotation, biological process: protein phosphorylation. Bases 244 to 2214 code for a protein of 656 amino acids. The transcript is spliced from 5 exons. Lineage: Eukaryota; Viridiplantae; Streptophyta; Magnoliopsida; Fagales; Fagaceae. The record is from RefSeq and is a predicted model, not a curated record.